AUGCACUCAAAACUCUCUCUCUCUCUCUCUCUCUCUCUCUCUCUCUCUUUCUCCUUCGAUGUCCUCUUAAUGUUUACGCUCCCGUUAACUGUGCAGUAUUUGAAAAACAUGGCAGCACCCUCCGUUACAAAGAACAGGAAAUUAUUUAUUGGGGUUAAGAACAGUCUGUCUGUCUGUCUCUCUGUCUGUCUGUCUGUCUCUCUCUCUCUCUCUCUCUUUCCCUCUACCUGUCUAUCUGUCGGCCACUCUCUCUCUCUCUCUCUUUCUCACUUCCUGUCGAUCUGUCUGCCUUUCUCUCUCACUCGCUCUUACACUCAUUCUCACUUCCUGUCUGUCUGCCUCACUUUCUCUUUCUCACUUUCUGUCUGUCUGCCUUCCUCUCUCUUCUCUCUUCCUGUCUAUCUAUCCGCCUAUCUCUCUUUUUAUCACUUCCUGUCUAUCUGUCUGCAUCUCUCCCUCUCUUUCUCUCUCUCUCUCUCUCUCUCUCUCCCUCUCAUUCUCUCUCUUCAAAUUGUUGAUCACGCUAGAUAA
Messenger RNA from Acanthosepion pharaonis, 531 nucleotides. Lineage: Eukaryota; Metazoa; Mollusca; Cephalopoda; Sepiida; Sepiidae. The record is from the annotation of a GenBank genome assembly.